ACUAAACAGUAAGUGAUUUGUAACGAGUUGAGCGAGACAAGUGAUUAAAAAAUGGCAUCCGCGACGACGUCGCACAAUGAGGUUUCGCAGGAAUUUUCUGUCAACAAACUUAUUCGUGUCGGUUAUUAUGAACUGGAGAAAACUAUUGGUAAGGGGAAUUUCGCCGUCGUUAAAAUGGCUACCCACGUCGUGACGAAAUCGAAGGUGGCUAUUAAAAUAAUAGACAAGACAAAAUUGAAUGAGGAAAAUUUGGCUAAAAUUUUUCGUGAAGUACACAUAAUGAAGCGCUUAAGGCAUCCACAUAUUAUAAGGUUGUAUCAAGUAAUGGAGACAGAAAAAAUGAUAUAUCUAGUUACCGAAUACGCACCUGGAGGAGAAAUAUUCGAUCAUCUUGUGCGAAAUGGGAGAAUGCCAGAACCAGAGGCAAGAAGAAUUUUUCGUCAAAUUGUUCUUGCUGUUCGUUAUCUUCAUCAACAAAGAGUUGUUCAUCGAGAUUUAAAGGCUGAGAAUUUGCUACUUGAUGCAGACAAUAAUAUAAAACUUGCAGACUUUGGAUUUAGUAAUGAAUAUACUCCAGGUGUCCCACUUAGUACUUGGUGUGGAUCACCACCAUAUGCAGCACCUGAAAUUUUUGAAGGGAAGCAAUAUGAUGGUCCAAGAGCUGAUGUAUGGAGUCUCGGUGUCGUUUUAUAUGUACUAGUUUGUGGUGCAUUGCCUUUUGAUGGACCGACAAUGCAAUUAUUACGCUCUGUAGUUAUCUCAGGAAAAUUCAGAAUACCAUUUUUUAUGUCUGCGGAGUGUGAAAAGUUGAUUAGACAUAUGUUGGUAGUAGAACCUGAAAGGCGUUUAAGUAUUUCACAAAUUUUAGCACACUCUUGGAUGGGUGGAGAUGGUGUCACGGAACCAGAACCAGGAGGGUGUAAUUCUGAAAAUGUGCCACUACAGCUAAAUCAGUUAGUAAUAGAAAAUAUGUUAAGAUUACCAGGACUUAGUGCUGAUACAUUAUUAAAAGCUGUUCAAGGCAAUGCUUUUGAUCAUGUAUCAGCAAUAUAUAAUCUUCUUGUUGAUCGAUUAGAACCAACAAUGCCUAGUUUACCUAGUAUUCAAAGUUUACCAGGAGAUUAUGCCCCGGAUGGUGCACAUCAAUUAGAAAAGUUUGGUGACACUGAAGCAGAAACAGAAGAGAGAAGUGGGAUGCAACUUACACCUGGCACACCUUACCAUACUACAAGAAGACACACAGUUGGCCCUGGUGAUACAGCUCAUCAGCCACCAACACCAUAUCCAUAUAAUAAUUAUCAUAACACGGGCGAUCCAACACUACGACUCCUUCCUAUACUACAGUGUAACAAUACUGAUCCUCAAGUGUUACCUCAUACAAAUUUGCCAUUAAACCUUCCUCUAGUUCAACAUCAGCCUCCUCAAAACUUUCAAAUCAAGGAUCAGCAUUUGUUAAAGCCGCCUCCGGUUAUGGGAGCAACGGGAGGCUUUGGAAGACGAGCUUCGGAUGGUGGAGCUAAUCUUCAUGUUUUCUAUCAACAACAUGGUAGUAAUUCCGGUAGUGGUGAUGAUGGAGGAUGGAGUCAACCUGGCAGUAGGGAACACUUGCAACCUAUUCCAACUGGUAGUCCAACACUUGUACCAUGUGCUCAAUCGUUAAAUGUAGGAGUCAAUAAUGGUAGUGGAGAUGCAAAUAACAAUAACACUGGCAGUGGCAGUGGAGGCAGUGAUAGAAGACGACGAAGCGGCCUUACUGCUGUCAUGCAAAGACCAGUUAUAAACCCGGAAAUGGUUAUGGAGGUGGAAGCUAGGAUGAAUAGAGCUUACCUCCCAUCACGGCUCUUACCAUCUCACCUUAGAGGAUCAACACAUCACAGGAAGACUUCUUUGUACCAUACUAGCACUGUAGGUAACAGAGAUUCAUAUAAGGAACCAAGUGCUCAUGUUGCUGCAGAACGAUACUCACCAGUUCGAAGAGCAUCAGAAGGUUCUGGUCCAUCUGGACCAGGAAUUCAAGCACUUCAGCAAGAAUACCAGCAAUUACAAAGGUUAGCAUCUCCAUCGCACAGCCCUGCAAGCAUACCUGGAUCUCCUGUACAUGAAAGAGGGGUAGCAGCAAUUACACAAGGUUUAAGUGGCUUGACUACGACAACGGUACAAGGCAGCAUUGUACAUGGUACUCCAACGCAACCACCGGCAACACCAUUAGAUUUAAGUCCAUUGAGACAUCAUAGAUCACCAGCUACAACACCAGUUAGUUAUUCGCCUAGUAAUAGUCCAGCUUUGGACAUGAUUCAAGAAGAACAUCCUGUGGAAAUACCAAGAGUGCCACCUCAGAUAUCUGUAACAGAUCUCGGGGGACAAGUGACAGUUAUCAGUUGUUCACCUUCACCAACUCCGUCACCCGACUCACUAGAAGACGCGUUACCUCAUUACAAUCCUCUUCCCAGUUUCAUUAUUUCUGAACCAUGCGAUCCAUUAAGACCGAGUAUCACGCGUGGUAUCGGUAGGCCAUUGAACACACCAAUUCCGACGGAAGUCGAAGUCACUUUAUCAGACGAGUCAAGUAGAUUAAACAGUGAGGCUAUAUUAGGUCGUGUCAAACAGAUUAUAGACGCGAGAGCCCCACCGAAGGGAUUUAUCUUUAAUAGAGAAGAAGUGAAGGGUAGUGGGCUUAGUUUAGAAUACCCAGGUGGUGUUCAAAUAGAACUCAGAGUAUGUGAAUCAGAAGAGAAGGAAGUCAAAGGCAUUAAAAUGCGAAGAAUUAGUGGGGACCAAUUGCAGUAUAGUCAACUUUGUCAGCAGCUGAUCUCGUGCAUUACCGUUUGACGACAGCCAGCUUAUAAUAUAAUGUUUUCUUAUACAUUACAUUCCUGGUGCCACACACACCACUCAUUACAGUAUUGCACAUGCAUGCUGCAUACAUACGAGCGGUACUUUAAGCAUACCAUUCUUUGUAUCGGUACAUUCAUACGUGUAACAUUCAGUGUGCUUCACUUCCGAAUGUUCUACUCCUAUUUUGUUUUUUCUUUCAUUCUAACUGUGUAAAUCAAGGAAGAACAAGACUUAUGUUGUCUCUUGUGCAUAAUGUGAAGUUAGAAACGGAAAUGUUACUAUUGAGCACUUUUAAAGCCUUAGAACUAGGACUUUAAAAGGUACAUAUGAAUAUAUACAUACCCUUGUGCAGGCAAGACAAUGCUCUGCUAUUUUUUAAACAAUUUGAGUAUUAACGAAACAGGACGAUUUUCAUGAAAGUUUAAUCGUAAUGUACAUCACACACACACACACACCAUUCCUUUUUGUAGAAUGUUUGUCUUCAUGUUAGAAGUUACUAGAUAGUGAAUUCGUAAUUUACUGUUUAAAUCGUCAUCAGGUGCCCUUUUUAGCUUUAGAUAAGGAAAAGUCUUUUGUACCGGAUUAGAUGGCAAAGCAUUUUCAUGAUAUAUACAUAUAUCUUUCUGACGUAGCCAGGGAUCUUUUAUAUGGGAUUUACUAUAUUUAUUCAAUUGUCAUUGCAACCAUUUUAAUUUCAUGAUGCAUAUACACAUAUUCCAUAUUUGUAAAUACUAUUUUACAAAGAUCAUACAAUCUUUCUGUUUUCCUUUUAUGUUAAUUGGGACUGGAAGAAUUGCCUUCUUAUUUCUGGUACAAAUACCACUUUGUUAAAUAAUUUAAUUUUUAAUAGCUAGAAAUGUAUACAUAAUCUUUCAAAUGUAGUGCAAACACAUUAUUGUGGUUUGUAGUUCAAAAACUACACAGACUGAGUUACGAUUGUAUAUCUUUCUUUUUUAAAAUGUCUGUAUAUUGCAUUUGUUGCAAUUUAUUAGUGAAUGAAAUAUGCUUCAUAAUUUCAUGUUCGAUUAUUUUAUGAAUUCUUCGAAUCGAGAAACAUCUGUGUGAGGGAAGUGUGCUUUCCAACUAUUGUGCUGUACAAAUCAUUUAAUUGUCGCGGUUUAAAAAGGAAAGUAUGCAACCUAGCUCUCCUCGUGUAACCAAAGAGUUCAGUUGGUUUUAUUAAAGAAAAAAAAAACAAAAAGAUGAUACGUGCAUCCAAUAGAAAUCGCUAGUGAACGCAAAAUGAAAUUGUAACUAGGCUGGCACAUAUUCUUAUUAUUAUGUUACAAUGGUUAGAUAAAAGACAUUAUAUUAGUGUCGUGUAUGGAAGAAAUAGAAGAUUUAAUUCACACAAUGUAAACAAGAUAUUUUUCUAAAUUUACUUGUUUAUAAAGUAAACAGAAAGAAGUAUGUAAAAACGGUUUUCGUCUGAAGUGCAAGUGACAAUGUAUAUUUUGCAGAAUAUAACUUAUACAUAGCUUUUAUUCAGUACUUGUGUCUAUUUUUUUUAAGGAUAUUAUACUUUGAAAAAUUCAUUUGCAUUAACUUUUUAAAAACGAUUGAUUAUAUUUUACAGUUAGCAAUUGAUUUUUUUAAUUAUGUAAUUAAAAAAUAGUACACAUGAAAUAUAAGCUCCAUUCUGCAAACAAUAUACGAAGGUAUACUUGCACUAAUACAUUUUCUGUUAGAGUAUUCCAACUUUAUUCAUGGGUUAAAUUGAGUUCGUAGAAAGUGAUGAUACUUCUACACUUAUGUAAAUAACGAAAUUUAAUGUAAAUACAUGAUAUGUACUAUUUAGAGA
Molecule: messenger RNA, 4636 nt
Organism: Megalopta genalis
Lineage: Eukaryota; Metazoa; Arthropoda; Insecta; Hymenoptera; Halictidae
Product: serine/threonine-protein kinase SIK3
Biological process (GO): protein phosphorylation; microtubule cytoskeleton organization; intracellular signal transduction
Cellular component (GO): cytoplasm
Molecular function (GO): ATP binding; tau-protein kinase activity
Source: RefSeq, a predicted model, not a curated record